Penicillium verhagenii is the source of this 1122-nucleotide messenger RNA. RefSeq names its product polysaccharide lyase family 1 protein. Gene Ontology annotation, molecular function: pectate lyase activity. NCBI's taxonomy places the organism in Eukaryota, Fungi, Ascomycota, Eurotiomycetes, Eurotiales, Aspergillaceae. The transcript has 5 exons. The coding region runs from base 1 to 1122 and encodes 373 amino acids. The record is from RefSeq and is a predicted model, not a curated record.
AUGAAGUACGCUUAUGUUUUGACGGCUGUUGCCGCUCUUGUGUCCAAGGUUGCCGCCACCAGCGUCCAGGGGACUGCUGAGGGUUUUGCUUCUUCUGCCACUGGUGGUGGAGAUGCUACCCCUGUCUACCCUACCACAACCGAUGAGCUUAUCUCCUACCUUGGUGAUGACGAGGCCCGUGUCAUUGUGCUGAGCACGACAUUUGACUUCACUGACACCGAGGGGACCACCACUGCUACUGGCUGUGCCCCUUGGGGUACUGGAUCUGCUUGCCAGGUUGCCAUCAACCAAGAUGACUGGUGCACCAACUAUGAGCCAGACGCGCCCUCGACCUCUGUUACAUACGACAAUGCCGGUCUCCUUGGUAUCACCGUGAACUCCAACAAAUCCUUGAUUGGCGAGGGUACCAGUGGUGUCAUCAAGGGCCGUGGUAUCCGCAUGGUCAGCGGUGCCAGUAACAUCAUCGUCCAGAACAUCGCUAUCACCGAUAUCAACGCCAAGUACGUCUGGGGUGGCGAUGCCAUUACCCUUGACGACGCCGAUCUCGUCUGGAUCGAUCACGUUACUACUGCUCGCAUUGGUCGCCAGCACUACGUUCUGGGCACUGACGCCGACAACCGUGUCUCCCUGACCAACAACUACAUUGACGGUGAAAGCGACUACUCCGCCACCUGCGACGGCCACCACUACUGGAACGUUUACCUCGACGGCUCCAGUGACAAGGUUACCUUCAUGGGCAACUACCUGUACAUGACCAGUGGUCGCGCCCCUAAGGUUCAGGGUAACACCUACCUGCACGCCGUGAACAACUACUGGGAUGACAACUCUGGCCACGCUUUCGAGAUUGGCUCUGGCGGCUACGUCCUUGCCGAGGGCAACUACUUCAGCGAUGUCGAUACCGUCCUUGAGACCGACUCAUUCGAUGGCGAGCUCUUCUCCUCUGAUAGCUCCUCGAGUACCUGCGAGUCCUACAUCGGCCGCUCCUGCGUUGCUAACGUCAACGGUGGCGACCUCACUGGUUCCUCCACCACCGUUCUAUCGAACCUUUCGGAGGACACUUUGCCCACUGCCUCAUCUGCUAGCACUGAUCCUGCUUCUAGCGCUGGCCAGGGUAACCUGUAA